Molecule: messenger RNA, 650 nt
Organism: Homalodisca vitripennis (glassy-winged sharpshooter)
Lineage: Eukaryota; Metazoa; Arthropoda; Insecta; Hemiptera; Cicadellidae
Product: mitochondrial import inner membrane translocase subunit tim16-like
Exons: 1
Coding region: 118-501 (127 amino acids)
Biological process (GO): protein import into mitochondrial matrix
Cellular component (GO): TIM23 mitochondrial import inner membrane translocase complex
Source: RefSeq, a predicted model, not a curated record
CGUCGUCCGUCAUCAUUUUCAACCCACUUCGCUUGCACCAUUCACAACAUCGAGCCGUGUUGCUUAUCAUGUGUUUUAAGGUUAGGUCAAAUAAAGUUAGGUUAAAGAUAUAACCUAAUGGCAAAAUAUUUAGUGCAAAUUUUGAUUCUUGGAACUCAAGUUGUGGGUAGAGCAUUUGCAAGAGCAUUACGACAAGAAUAUGCCGCUAGUCAAGAAGCCGCCAAAAGAGCAGGUGGAGGACAACGAGGUGCAAACUCUGCAGCAGCAAACGCAAGAACAGGUAUUAGUUUGGAAGAAGCUCUUCAAAUUCUCAAUAUUGAUAAACUAGAUCCUGAAAAAGCAGAAAAAAGUUAUGAACAUUUAUUCAAGGUUAAUGAGAAGACACAAGGAGGAUCGUUCUAUAUUCAAUCAAAAAUAGUAAGAGCUAAAGAAAGAAUUGAUGAAGAACUUGAACUGUAUAAAACAAGUGGAUCCAAGAAUAAGCCUCAGGACACAACAUGACAAAGCUGACUAGGAUUCAAGUAACACUAGUAAUAAUUAGAUACUAUAAAAUGUUAACUGUAUAAGAAAUUUACUUAAAAUUUUAUUGUAACCUACUAUGUUGUAUAGUUUACAUAAAAAUGCAGUAAAUAUACUAUCCUUGUAAAUAA